CUCAGUAAUCUUCAUCUUCUUCACCACAGUCGUUACCUCAACAAGUCAGCAAACCAGUUUAUUACAAUGACUAGACUUAUACACGCCGUUCUCUUCUCUUGGGCCACCUUGGCCGUCGCCAGCGAUGCGAAACAACAACCCGCGACGCUCCCUAUCCUCAACGAGAGGACCUCACAGGGUUGCUUCAGCAAGCUCCCGGCCGGUGCUGAGCCUAUAAAGGCCAAGUCUGUAUUCAUCAGCGGGGGAUAUUGCAACGAAGCCUGCCUGGACGCCAACAAAACUGUCGCCAUUACCAGCCCUGACGGCUGCCACUGCGCCGACACGUACCCCCCCGAGUCGGCCCUGGUUAAGGACACUCAGUGUAACUACCCAUGCCCUGCCUAUCCGAUGGAGGCUUGCGGUGGUAAGGAUCCUGUGGCAUACAGUGUCUUCAACACGGGCUUAGAGUUGGUGGUGGACAAUGACGACGGCAAGACUGAGGCGUCCACCACCAUCAGCAGCAUCACGCCCCCCUCGACUCCUCUGUCUUCUAAGCUCCCUUCGACCACUACUGAUGGCACCACUGCCGACGAAGCCACUGCCGUGAGCACCCCUACCAAGGGCGUUGCUGCUGAGGGCACCUCUGCCGACAGCACCAACGGCGCCCAGAGCACCCCGAGCGCCACUGGCACCGACGUCCCCAGCGCUGCCGCCCCUAGACUCUCAUCGCCCGUCGGCAAGUUUGUCAGGAUGUUCAAGGUCUUUUUCAGCUAG
Messenger RNA from Fusarium falciforme, 753 nucleotides. Its product is annotated as WSC domain-containing protein. The transcript has a single exon. The record is from RefSeq and is a predicted model, not a curated record. The coding region runs from base 67 to 753 and encodes 228 amino acids. NCBI's taxonomy places the organism in Eukaryota, Fungi, Ascomycota, Sordariomycetes, Hypocreales, Nectriaceae.